AUGGAGUCCGCAGAGUUUCCUCAGUUUCAGGAGAAGCUGUCGUCCAAUCUAGUUCAGGUGACUCGUACCGUUGGCCAACUGGCUGCAGAGGACCUGAACUUCCAGCGCACCUCCGGCGCGGACUUUGCAGAUUCGCUUGACGAACAGAGCGACCGGAUCCUUACUUUGGUUUCGGCCGUCCUCAAAGCUGCGACUGCUGGGUCGGAUCUCGCCAACCCGGCCUUGCCUAAUGAGGACUCAUUGGAAGACAACUGGCGCGGCGUGGUGGACGUGAUUGAUUCAUUGCUGGAGAAGACGGAUGCGUGUUUGGAUGAGUUCACCGGCGUGAUCAAGCGACUGAGCCCAUCGCACGAGGAGCAACCCGCCGCUCCCAAGAAAGAAUCGAAGUUUUUUCCGAGUAUCUAUGACAAUGGACCGUCGAAGAUCCCGAAGCCGCAACUGAAGUUCCCUCGCAAGCCCGACAAUUCGGGACAGACUCCGUUCUACCCUCUCUUGCAAACCAAACCGAAUGCCAGGAUCCCCUUGGACCAGACCCUGUCAAACCCCAAAAAAUUCGACGGCAAGCUUGGAUGGCCCCACCCUUACGAGGACGAGAUUCGCGCCUCCCAAUACCCCAAACGUACCUACGAAACCUCCCCUCCAGUCGAUUACCUACCGUUCGACACUACGACAGCUACAUUUGUGGAUAGUGUGGAUGGUGUCAAGGCCAUGCUCUCAGAGUUGAAGGCUGCGAAAGAGAUUGCCGUUGAUCUGGAACACCACGACGUCCACUCCUACCAUGGCUUGGUGUCGCUGAUGCAAAUCAGCACCCGGGAGAAGGACUGGGUAGUCGAUACUCUCCAGCCAUGGAGAGAAGAACUUCAAAUGCUGAAUGAGGUCUUUACGGACCCCAAGAUUCUGAAGGUGUUUCACGGUGCUGCCAUGGAUAUUGUCUGGCUGCAGCGCGAUCUCGGCUUGUACGUUGUUGGCCUGUUCGACACUUUCCAUGCUGCAUCUGCUCUCGGCUACCCGAAACGAAGCUUGAAAAUUCUUCUACAAAAGUUCGUCAACUUUGAAGCCGACAAACGCUAUCAAACGGCCGACUGGCGCAUUCGCCCUCUUACGGAUGAAAUGUUCAACUACGCCCGGUCUGAUACCCACUAUCUACUCUACAUCUACGACUGUCUACGAAACGAACUUAUUGCGUCGUCGGAGCCGAAUAACAGUCUUGUUGACUACGUUCUCGAACACUCCAAAAACGAAGCCCUGCAGCGAUACGAGCGCCCCGUCUAUGACGCAGAAAAAGGACAAGGGCCAGGAGGCUGGUAUGAUCUGCUUUCACGGAAUGCGGGAGUCCUUUCCAAAGAGCAAUUUGCUGUAUUCAAGGCCAUUCACCAAUGGCGCGAUGAGGUUGCUCGAGAGGAGGACGAAGGCUGGCAGUGCGUCUUCCCCAAGGCCAUUCUCUUCAAGGUUGCCUACACCAUGCCUCUCGACAUUGGGUCACUGUACCGAACGCUGGCCCCCGUGACUCCCCUCACCAAAGCCCGCGCUGGCAGUCUUUUAGAAACCAUCAAGGCGGCCAAGGCCGCUGGUGUCAACGGGCCAGAGUGGCGCGAUGUACCAGCACCUCCGAGACGGCCACGCGCCUUACCUGUGAACACGGAGGAUGUCGCAGUCCCCAAUGCCGGGCGCCUCGAGACAUCUCAGUUUUGGGGCAACACCCUUGGCGUGCAGGAACAGCGAGCCCCUCUUUCACACGCCCUGGUCGCAGCAGCUGAGGCGCUUCGAAUCUCCAUUCCCUUGCCGCGUAUGCCUGCCGCUGCCUCUGAUACUCGCGAGAAGUUCGGCGCCGCUCCGUUUCCCCCCGCUGCGUCUGUCACCGCUGCCCCUGCCUCUGCCCCUGCUCCUGCCCUGGCACCGACACCGGCACCAGCUCCCAAGGCAGAGGAGGAGAAGAAUGUCUUCACCGUCAAAGAACUUGGUGGCCCUCGCAAGCGCAAGGUUACUCCGGUCGAAUCUUCAGCGCCAGCAGCGUCCGCUGCGGAUGACUAUGAAGAGAAAUUGAGGGAGAAGAAGGAACACAAAAAGGCGCGCAAGGAAGAAAAGAAGGCCGCGAAGGCUGCUGCCAAGACCCAAGCUGCGGAGGCUGUGCCAUUUGAUUACAACGCUGCGACAUCGGUCCUCAAUGCUCCAUCCACAGCUGUUCCGGGUGCUUCCAAGCCUACGAAGGCAUUCAACCCUUACGCCAAGGCGCUGGAAGCGCCCUCGGGUGUGCGCAAGCAAAAGAAGGAGAUUCCCGGAAAGUCUCUCACUUUCCGGGACUAG
Penicillium argentinense is the source of this 2304-nucleotide messenger RNA. Its product is annotated as exosome nuclease subunit RRP6. Gene Ontology annotation, cellular component: nucleolus; nuclear exosome (RNase complex). Gene Ontology annotation, molecular function: nucleic acid binding; nucleotide binding; 3'-5'-RNA exonuclease activity. Bases 1 to 2304 code for a protein of 767 amino acids. NCBI's taxonomy places the organism in Eukaryota, Fungi, Ascomycota, Eurotiomycetes, Eurotiales, Aspergillaceae. Gene Ontology annotation, biological process: nuclear polyadenylation-dependent antisense transcript catabolic process; TRAMP-dependent tRNA surveillance pathway; nuclear polyadenylation-dependent rRNA catabolic process. The record is from RefSeq and is a predicted model, not a curated record. The transcript has a single exon.